AUAUUUCAGUGGUUCGUACGUACAACUGCAUGCAUCUCACGUUAAAAAGACGAUUCAACUAAGAACGUCCUCAUUUCUCGGUCUGUUGUUCAGUUCUAAAAGUUGAAAAUGUCUUGGCUGGGAUUGCAAGUUUCAAAUCCAAAUAACCCGGUUGUUUUCUUUGACAUAACGAUCGGAGGGCAGGAUAUAGGUCGAAUGAAGGUGGAAUUAUUUGCUGAUGUUGUACCAAGAACAGCAGAAAACUUCAGACAGUUAUGUACAGGAGAAUUUAAGAAAAAUAACAUGCCGACUGGAUACAAAGGAGCAACGUUUCAUAGAGUCAUCAAAGAUUUCAUGAUCCAAGGGGGAGAUUUUAUCAAGGGUGAUGGCACAGGUACAGUGAGUAUCUAUGGAUCUAACUUUAUGGAUGAAAACUUCAAACUAAAGCAUGAUGGGCCAGGAUUACUCUCAAUGGCUAACUCGGGUCCAGGUACUAACGGAUGUCAGUUCUUUGUGACGUGCGCCAAGUGUGACUUCUUAGACGGCAAGCAUGUGGUCUUUGGCAAGGUGAUAGAUGGACUUCUGGUCAUGAGAAAGAUUGAGAAUGUACCAACCGGACCAAACAACAGACCCAAGAUUCCUGUGCUUGUCUCCCAGUGUGGGGAGAUGUGAUGAUCAGCCAGCCCAGCUCAAAGACUGUUUUAUAAGUUCCUUCAAGACCUCUCUACUCUCCAUGUGAGGACAGCAAGAAUUUGUACAUGUUCCAUAAAUGGAUAAAUCCAAAUGACAGAAACACAAAAUGGUAGCCAUCGGGAAUCUCGGGAUGCAGAUCUGUCAGUCAGGUUCUUACUCAACUGCCCACCAAUGUUUGCCCCUUUGUGAUGUCCCAAAGUUCUUACUACAAGAGAGUGGAAGGCCUAAUUUAUUCUGGAACACCCAACAAUGUCCUGGUGAUACUACAUGUACUUCACUUGUUUGAUACAUCCGUCUGUGACAAUUGAUCUGCGGUCGACAUCUUAUGCAAAUCGAAUUUAUAGCCCUAACCCUUGACCCAACACUUAUGCCUGACCCGAACCCUAACCUGGAACCUAAUCCCAACCAAAGCCCACAUCGUCUGUUGUUCAGAUUCAGAAGGGCGUCAACUUUGUGUUGCCGUACAUGGGUUAACGUCCUUCUGGCUCCAAAACAGGCAAUAUCCUUGACGAAAUAUAGAUGAUCAGCGUAUGGUUUGACAUAAUACACAAGCACUAUCAUUGUAUGGAUCAAACUCAAGACUGCCACAUUGAUACACUGGUACAUAGUACCCUGAAUGUGUGACAAAAUUCAAAUUCAUUUUUUAUUUAGUUAUUUAUUUACCUCUUGUGGGAUAGAUCACCCAUUUCAGUACAAGUGCUGCUUUUCAUCGGGUUCACCAGCAGUUCACUACCGGUAUUUAUUUAAAUAAGCACCAUUCAGAUAUGAUCCAGCAAAACCAAAAGAUGACGUGAAGUGUAAUAAGCGCCACAUUACUGAAUCUUAUAACACAGAGUUUGGUGAAUAUCCCAAGGCCUUUAUUUCACGCAGUUUCCACUUAUUUACCGCUGCCGUAUAUUUAGGGGGGUUUACAGCGUCCUAUCUGGACGAGCCUUUAGUCGACCGAAGCCCGUAAACAGUUGAAACUGACCUCUACAUAAUGAGUUGUGACCUGACAUGGCUGGUUGCUUUUAUUUGGCAACAUUCCUAAGGCAGGAAGAGACGCUACUCGAAGUGUCUCCAUCAUGAUUAAGAUAUCAGUGUACUUUUUUUUAUGUAAAUAAACUUUUUUCUUAUGAAA
Messenger RNA from Strongylocentrotus purpuratus (purple sea urchin), 1792 nucleotides. RefSeq names its product peptidyl-prolyl cis-trans isomerase H (gene ppih). Gene Ontology annotation, biological process: protein peptidyl-prolyl isomerization; protein folding. Lineage: Eukaryota; Metazoa; Echinodermata; Echinoidea; Camarodonta; Strongylocentrotidae. The transcript is spliced from 6 exons. Gene Ontology annotation, cellular component: intracellular membrane-bounded organelle. The record is from RefSeq and is a predicted model, not a curated record. Bases 109 to 651 code for a protein of 180 amino acids. Gene Ontology annotation, molecular function: peptidyl-prolyl cis-trans isomerase activity.